Messenger RNA from Corylus avellana, 1676 nucleotides. RefSeq lists its product as uncharacterized. Lineage: Eukaryota; Viridiplantae; Streptophyta; Magnoliopsida; Fagales; Betulaceae. The record is from RefSeq and is a predicted model, not a curated record. Gene Ontology annotation, biological process: regulation of DNA-templated transcription. Gene Ontology annotation, molecular function: DNA binding.
CAGAUGCCCUAUAAAAAAACCAGAGUCGACCUAAGUUUAGCUUGGCGACGAAGGAACGAGGCAGACUCACUCAGUCCAACCAAGUCGUCCCUCAGUCGUCGUCUCACAGCUUGACGAACCUUUCUUUGACAGUCUACCCACAGAGAGAUUUCGAUCACGGUCUUGUUUCCCUUUGAAUUGUCUUACCAUGUAUUCCCCAGCAGCUUCCAAGUCCGAAUCAAAUCCCACGGAUGAGGAGGGCAUUUCGUCUCUGAACAAGGUGAUCCAUGGAGCCCCUCUCCCAGACAAUGUGUUAGAUGAUAUCAAUCCUUUCAGUCACAUGCCAGAAAAUCUACCUGGCUGCAUUUGGUUUCUCAUUCACUCUAACGUGAAUAAGGAUAACAAAGAUGGGCUCUGGAAGACCAAAGGCGAGCCCUGUAAGAUAUUCUCUCAUUCUGGGAUCUCUGGUUGGAGAAGUACUUUUGAAUUCUAUAAAGGCCAAGCCCCUCAUCAGUGUAAAACUGAUUGGGUGAUGCAAGAAUAUAGGAUAUCGCAGAGAGGACUGUGUGAAGGCAGCAACACUAAGGAAGCAAGCUCACUAUGUAGAGUCUUCCUUGACCAUGAAGGAAGCAAAACCCAUCAAAUGCUGCAGAAACUGGCUAGCACUGACACUGCAAGGGCAAACAACAUUCGCCCUAGUCAGUCAAAUGUUCCAGAUGCUGAUAUUGGACAAAGUUCCAUAAGUAGGCCUCAGGUAAGUGAGGAUGACAGCUCAGGUGUAUUGGCUUUUUUGACAAAGAGAGUUCCAGAUUCUUGCCUAGAAAAUUCGCUUGAAAUAGAUUACUUUUCCGGAGGUGAUUACUUGGAAUUAUUGGAUCUUGAUAACCCAAUACCACCUUAUCUUGAUAAUCCAGCAUUGUCUUCUUCAAGCUCAGAAAAUUCCAGUUGCUUGAGCAUAUCAUCAGGUGAAUGUUUUGAUUCAUUGGCUUUGUUGCAAGACCUAGAGCCUGAAAAUAGCCAGAAGGAUGCUGGUUGCAAGUUCAGUGUGUCGGCAUCUCACAGACCAAACGAGGUGGUCGUGCUUCCAGCCACUUCAGCUCCUAUAAGCAGUAGAACAGACGUAUUGCCACCUGAAGAAAUCCCCAAAACAAUCAACUCAAAAGAUGCCCCAAAGCCUGCCAGCAGAAAUCAGAAUCCAAACCUCAGGAAUGAAGGUCCAUCAUCAAAUAAUCAGAGUGUGACCCCAGCAGCCCCAGCUGGUAAAAUCAUGGCUGCCGGAGGCAGAAAGAAAUACUUGAUGAAGUUUCUGUGCUUUAUGUCAUUUUAGAUUCUCCUUGCAUUUAAUAGGUGGUAUGGAAUUUGCAUAUGUAGGUCAAUUGUAUCUGUGCCCAAAAAAAGAAAAAGAAAAAAAGAAAAGAGAAAAAAAAGUCAUUUCAUAUGUAAUUAAAUUAAUUGGUUUGUUUUCUGGUUUAGCUGGUAAGUGGAAGAUGUACAUCUAGGUGGCAUUUGAUAUCAGAGGCAGGAAGAGUAGGAGACUAAUUUAAGGAAAACAAAAUGUAGGGAGACUGAUAUCAGAGGCAGGAAGAAUAGGUGUUUUUUCAGCCGUUUUUUCUGUCUGUUGAGCUGCCUGUAUUUCUUCUUUUAGUUGUACUUAGAAUUAUAUUUAUUACAUACAUGCAAAUUCAGCCUUUCACUUU